AUGGUGGUAAGCUCGACAGUCGAGUCGUCGUCAGGCAAUGUUCCUACUACUACGAGUACCGGGUCCGCUAUUAGCGAGUACAAUCUCUUCUUGGAUUCUCCCGAGAUUCAGCGCGAGUUGCGCGCAGUGGAGGAGCGCAGCGGCAUUCCCUGGGACUCCCUUCCCGCCGCCUGGUGGGGCGACGCCGCGCCAUGGCCGAAACUGCCAGGAAGCUACCUCUGGGACGACCGUGGCAGCAGCGAGAGCGACAGUAGCGGAAGUGACAAUAGCGAGAGCGGGAACGACAGUAACUCGGGAGCGCUCCCCGCUCCCCAUACCCCGCGCCGCCGUCGCUUCCUGUUCUUCUCUCUGCGCAACGAGGCGUGCGCGGGCGUGGCGCACACGCGCACCAGCCUCGCGUGCCAGCUGUCCGUCGCGCGCGCGCUGCGCCGCACGCUGCUGGUGGACGCGUCCAAGUGCACCGCGCCCGAGCACGAGCGCGCAGAGCGCGCGCCGGGAGGCGACGCGGCUGUCGAUGUGGAAGCGUCCACUCUGGGCAGCCCCGCGCCCGAGCACGAGCGCGCGCGCGCCGCCGGCACGCGCCGGCACGUGCAGCCCCUGUUCGCGUACUUCGAUCUGGCGCGCGUGAGCCUUGCGCCAAUGGCUCCGCUGCAGCUGUUCGCGCAAGAGAGCGCGCAGUGGGGGGAGCGGAACGGAGAAGGGGCGGUGGGGGUGCAAGGGGAGCAGAUGAAGAACGGGGAGGAGUGGGGAAAUGGGGAGAAUGGGGAGAAUGGCACGCGGGCACGAAGGAGGGAGAUGGGGGAGGAGAUGCACGGGCAGGCGGAGCGCCUUACUGCUGCAAUAGCUCCGGAAUCGGCAACCCUGGAGGAUCUGCUUCGGCUAUCCGAGCCUGUGCUGCUGGUUCGGCAGGCAGCCACGGGAUUCGCUGACUGUGAGGACCCCAGGAACGGCGGCCAGGUGGCUUCUGAUUGGUCGGCCAUAGAGUACCGGCCGGAGCUGUGGGCGGUAGUGGGGCAGAUUAUAGCGAGUAUGGAUGGAGGGGACUACGAUGCUGUACAUGUGAGGCGGGGGGAUAAGGCGAGGGAUACGAGUCGCUGGCCCAACCUUGCUCAGGACACCUCUGUUGAAGCCCUAGCACAGAAGCUCCCCCGCCUCAUCCCUCCUGGGCGCUCAGUGUACAUUGCGAGUGACGAGUCCCCCUCCUUCUUUGACCCGCUGCGAGCGAGUCGAGGAGGGCAGGGGGGAGAAGAGGGCGGUGGAGGGCAAGGCGCGCAAGGGGAGAAGGGGGGCGGAGAGGGGCAAGGGGCGCAUGGGGGAGAAGAAGGGCAACGCGAGAAGGGGGGGAAUGGGGGACAAGGGGAUGGAGGGAAGGGCGGGGGCGGAGGGGGCCUGUACCGGGUGCAUAUGCUGGGGGACUAUGCGCACCUGUGGGGGGAAGGCAGUGACUGGGGGAGGGCGCAACUGGCGCUCAUGGAGGGGCAGGGGGAGGUGGCAUUUGAUUCUUACAUGGAGGCUAUAGUGGAUUACUCCGUCUUUGCGGCUGCCCGAAGAAGAGUCGAAACUUUCAAUGACAUAACAACUGAUCCUCGGAAUGGCAUUUCAUUGUGA
Molecule: messenger RNA, 1608 nt
Organism: Closterium sp. Yama58-4
Lineage: Eukaryota; Viridiplantae; Streptophyta; Zygnematophyceae; Desmidiales; Closteriaceae
Source: the annotation of a GenBank genome assembly